Molecule: messenger RNA, 918 nt
Organism: Brassicogethes aeneus
Lineage: Eukaryota; Metazoa; Arthropoda; Insecta; Coleoptera; Nitidulidae
Source: the annotation of a GenBank genome assembly
AUGGUCAUUCCAAGAUACCCUUUAAACUCACAAUCGCCGGUGGUAUUAUACAGCCCCGAAGUAAUGGAGGUAAAACGGCAAAUAAUAAUCUUUUGGCUUAACCAAACGCCAAAUUUGGAGCAAGGUUUGAGCAACAAGACGAUUAUGAAAAUUUCUGAGGUAUAUUUUGCGCCAGAUGAUUUCGCUGAACUAGUAUGGUCGACUGAAGGUUUAAUGCUGUGUCUGGCAAACAUUUUUUCCGAUGCAAACCAAUAUAUUAUUGAACCGAAUAUGGAUGUACGCACUUUCGAACUUUUAAUGGAAGCGCUGACAAUUUUCGAAUGGGUUGCCCUCGAUAUUAGAACAAAAAUAUCUUUGGUAUGUUCGCCGUUUUUGCAUUCUCUUUACCCGUUUUUGAUGACAAACUACAAUCUGCCCUUCUACUGUUGCAUCAAAAAUCGCAUAUUAACCAUGUUCAACAUGAUAUUGAUGACACCUUUCAACAUAAUCAUUCAUUUUUGCAUAGAUUCGGGCUUUAUGGAUACCGUAGCCUUAAACAUGGCGUCAUACAGACGCGAUACAACCAUAAUCUGCGUUAACAUCAUGUUCAGGUUUUUGAGACACCCCAAGGCGCUGAAUUUUGUGUGCUCCACAAGUAUAACAUUGACGCGAAUUGUGGGGGCCCUAAAUGAUACCAUAAACGGUAUGGAAUUACAUUACCCGGACUUUAAAGAUGCAAUUGUGCUUGAGCCUUUGCACAAUAUCAUAAUGUGCUAUGCUUUAAUCAGCACAAAUAUAUUUGGAAGGUACUUUUUGAAGAAAUACUUGCCCGAGGCCUUAAGGGCAUUUACGUUCUAUACAUAUCUAUCGAAAAACCCAGCCACACUGGACCUGUUGGUGAGACUUUUGGAAAACUUUGAUACUCUCCCCAUUGCUUAG